Molecule: messenger RNA, 1974 nt
Organism: Cadophora gregata
Lineage: Eukaryota; Fungi; Ascomycota; Leotiomycetes; Helotiales; Ploettnerulaceae
Exons: 2
Coding region: 1-1974 (657 amino acids)
Source: RefSeq, a predicted model, not a curated record
AUGGACAGCAACAGAGAUAGAUCAUCGCGCCGCCCGAACCAGACAGCUCGAUCAAAACAUCGCCAGUCUCUAUCACUUUCUAUUAGGACCGCCAACCAUGUAACCCCGCCAGCAAUCCAGCAAGCUACCCCGCCAUCUCAACCGUACCCACACUAUCCUCUACCCAUCCCAAAAGAUAAGGAAGCAAGAGCUUUGGAGCUCUACACACAAUACUGCGACGCGCAGCUGAAAGAGAAGGUCGAAACAAGUCAUAUUGAACCUCAAUCUACGGCCAGCCAUCGUGGAGGCUAUCAUUUGACGGUGCCUGGACCACCCACUGCCCACUCCGUGGUUUCAUUUACGUCUUCAAAAUACAGCUUAGCCACUUCAGCCUACGAUGGUAUUACAGACUUAUCCUCCGUCGUCUCAUUUGACGACGAAGAUGAACCGACUUCUGCCGCCGUGAAGGCGGAAGGCGAAUUGAUGUCCUUUGAUGGCAAGAGGAUCAAACAACGGACAAGGAAGAAGCUUUCUCCUGUAGCAAGGGCGAAAGCUGCUUUGGUAAGACACUUGGGAUCAUGCUGGGUAUGUCGUAGUCGGAGAGUCAAGUGCCCUCUAGAACACCACGACAUAGACGUCCUCGAAAGACUCCGCCAGAAACGCUUCGAGACGCAACGGCCGAAAGUGGAAAAUAACUCUGGCUCCUCUAUCUCGACCUCUUCACAACAAACGGCGACGUCCGUUAAUGCAUGGCCAGUUACCGAGUCGAGCUUCUCACAAACCGAUGAUCUAAUGGGUAUCGGAGGAGGAAUUGGUGGAGAUAUUAAAGCAACACUAGGGAAUCUGGAUACAAGCCAACUUGACAUACAAUCACCAGGAGGUGCUGCAUACGCUGACAUAAGUCUCGACAUCCCUGACGCAGUCUCCAACUCACUAUCUGUCGCACCCAACCUACCAGACUUUGGACCUAGCCCCUAUACCACUUACCAAGACGGUCAAAUGUUCGGCAUAGGUGUCCAGCGGAACGGCUAUUUCUGCUGUCAACAUCUUGACGGAAUCUGUCUCGAGUACUUCCCCACUGACGAAGAACUCCUCGUCCAUUUCGAACUCGCCCACUUUUCCUUCACGCGCAUCAGCCCCGCGCACCGCUACGUCUGCCUCACUUGUACAUAUCUAAAUAACGACCUCAUUGGUCCAUGUUCAAAUUGCCAGUCUGUAGGCACGAUCGAACUUUGGAUAUAUGGAAACUAUAUCCGCAAUCCGUCGUUCCAGCGGCAUGCUCCCGAUGGGCAGAAUCUUGAUCUCGAUAUAACGAAUUGGACACCGACGACUCUCUUUUCGGAGACGUACACGACGAGUAAUUUUGAGCCGUGGGACAGAGAUCUGAAUGGUGGUGGUGGGUUUGGGGGCGGUUAUACCGACACGAAUGGCGCUGGCGAUUAUGGGUUUGAUUCCCAAGGUGGUGGUGGAAAUGGGAACUUUGGAGGCUCGCAGUACGACUAUCAGCCGAGCAACCAUUCGAGUUAUAGUACGAAUCGGUAUCAGGGGAAUGGGUUUGGAAAUGCGAGACAAUUGGCUGGUUGCACCCCAUAUGAACAAUCCGAGGUGCGGAUUGUGUUCGGCAAACUCGAGCAACAUCAACAUCACGCUCGGACUCGUCAACAUAAAGCCCUCAUCGCCCUUCUCGCUACCUUCGUCCUCGCUGUCUUCGCUCUCAGUCUCUUAUACACCUGGCCUCUCCUGAUUACCAAGGCACAGCAAACUCUUCCAUAUUUCGUGAACACAUUGCAGUCGCACAUCCAAUUGCUUGGAUUUCUCGGAAUGAUAGGAGGUGCAGGGACAUGUUUUUCUGUCAAGACGUUAGCCGAUCAGCGGUUGAGUCUAAGGAAGUUGGGGCAUCUGAGAUACGGGGGAUCUGGUGGGAGGUUAGAGAGGAGAUCUAGGCGCAGCCGAACAGCACAUGCUACAUUCGUGCUUGGUGGUGGAUUUUCAUGA